GUAGAAGAACUUAGGCAAGAAAAUGAAGACUUGACUACCGAAAUAGAGAAGUUAAAAAUAGAAAUUAGGCAAAAUAGGUUAACUUCCUCCCAACACCAGGUCCAAAUUGCUAAUUCUAAUCAAGAAAUAAUUAGGCUUAAUAAUCAAUUGGCAACCAGCCAAUUUAAUUGGCAAAAUGAGCAGCAAACUCAUCGGCAAACAAAAAAUGAUUUGAAUAGGGCUCAAAUCGCUAUCCAAAAAUUAGAGGAACAGUUAGAAAAUUUGCCUAAACAAAUUGUUGUUCAGAAAGAACAAAUUGACGAUUUACAAAAAAAAUUGCAACAAAAGCGACGGGAAUUAGAACAAGGUUCAACUUUGCAGCAGAAAAAUCAGGCUACUAUUCAAGCUUUAACCAACCGCUUAAAUAAAGAAAAACAAGAAUUAGCAACCAAAAACCAGAAUUUAAAAACUCAAUUAGUAGAAAAAGAGCAAAAAGGGCUCUCAGAAAUCACGCAAAAUCAACAAUCUAUCCAGCAAUUAACCGAAAAAUUACAAACGACGGAACAAUUACUCAAUGAUAAGACCAAGGAAAAUCAAAAAUCUCAGGAAUUAUCAAGAAGUCAAGCCCGAGAAAUAGAAUUAUUACAGCAAGAAAACCAAGAACUUAAAAUUAAAAGAAAAAAUUAUUGUCAAAGUAUACUGCAAGAAAUGUUGGAAGAACAAUCUAAACUACAAAACAUUUCCAGUAGCAAGGAUAUAAUGUAUUAUUUAGACAAACAACAAAAAUUAAUUGAUAAAUUGACUAGUAAUUUUGGGGCAGAGUUAAAUAAUGAACAAUGGCAAAUGCUUUAUCAGUUGCAAAAGCAAAUGAAUAAAUUACAAACUAGCCUGCUGGAAGUUAAA
Molecule: messenger RNA, 882 nt
Organism: Racocetra persica
Lineage: Eukaryota; Fungi; Glomeromycota; Glomeromycetes; Diversisporales; Gigasporaceae
Source: the annotation of a GenBank genome assembly